GUAAAAAAGCAAAGGCAAAUGAAAGAAAAAAGAAAGAAAAAGCAAAGUAGUUGCCUCCACCAUACACAAAAUUUCCUUUAUAACCAACCCACACAAUUCAUUCCAACUUCCCCCACUCCCUCAAACCCUAAUUCCAACAUUUUCAAAAUGACCCAACAAUCCAUCUCCAAUUUCACCCUAACCCAAUCCAUAUACGAAGCAGCUCUAAUCCUCGCACUUCUAAGAUGGAUCCUCUGUUUCCUUUUCAAAACGAUCAAAAACCGAAACACAUCCCAACACCAACACCAACAACAUUGUUGUCAAAUGUUACCAUUAACCAGCUUCGGAGAAAUCAUAGAAAGACAUCCGGAAACACAGGACUCUUCUACCACAUGUGCCGUUUGUUUGAACAAGAUGAAAAUGGAAGACGAGGUUAGAGAAUUGAUGAACUGUUGUCACGUGUUUCAUAGAGAAUGUAUCGAUAAAUGGUUGGAACAUGGUCAUGAGAAUGAGAAUCAUAAUCAAACUUGUCCACUUUGUAGGGCUCCUUUGAUUAGUACUGAUGCGGUUUCUUCCGGAGUUUUGAGCGAUUGUGUUUCUCCUAAUCAACCUAGUUGGGCUGUCGAGAGACUUCUUUAUCUCUUUGGUGAUGAUCUUUUGUCUUGUUGAUUAUUAUAAGAUGAUCAUAGAUUAGGGAAAUUCAUUAUUUGUUGAAAUUUUCUUAGCUUAAGUCAAAAUCCUCUUUUGUUGUUGCUUUGUUGGGGUUAGAUGCAACAAAGUUUAGUACAUGUUAAGACACAAAAUUUGUAUGUAUAGGUUUAUGUUUAUGUUUGUAUCUAUCUACUAUGUGUAUAUUUUAUUCACAUUUGAUCUAUAUAAAAUAUCACUACUUCUGAUUA
Molecule: messenger RNA, 878 nt
Organism: Lathyrus oleraceus (garden pea)
Lineage: Eukaryota; Viridiplantae; Streptophyta; Magnoliopsida; Fabales; Fabaceae
Product: RING-H2 finger protein ATL14
Exons: 1
Coding region: 19-648 (209 amino acids)
Biological process (GO): protein ubiquitination
Molecular function (GO): ubiquitin protein ligase activity
Source: RefSeq, a predicted model, not a curated record